Megalops cyprinoides (Indo-Pacific tarpon) is the source of this 4048-nucleotide messenger RNA. Its product is annotated as MLX interacting protein. The transcript has 17 exons. NCBI's taxonomy places the organism in Eukaryota, Metazoa, Chordata, Actinopteri, Elopiformes, Megalopidae. The coding region runs from base 167 to 2800 and encodes 877 amino acids. Gene Ontology annotation, cellular component: nucleus. Gene Ontology annotation, molecular function: RNA polymerase II cis-regulatory region sequence-specific DNA binding; protein dimerization activity; DNA-binding transcription factor activity, RNA polymerase II-specific. The record is from RefSeq and is a predicted model, not a curated record. Gene Ontology annotation, biological process: regulation of transcription by RNA polymerase II.
GAGAACUUCCCAGACUGUGUUUGCAAUAAGGAGACGGAGCGGGUGAAGUUGAAAAUGACUACUUCAGCGAACUCCACCUUUGCAAUGGGAGUGAAACUGUUUCUCCUUUUCCUUUAGACGGCGUUAUUUUUAAGUGAGAUUUUAAGAAAUUAGCAAUAAUUACGGUAUGGCAACCAGGGAGCUACGACAAUACCGCCGGGCCGCGAUGAAUAUCAAGCAGGAGCAGGAUGAUGACUCUGAUAACGAGGAGCCAAAUCUAGUGCUGAAAAAGUCGGAUGGACGCGAAUCCCAGAUUAUCCACAGUGGCCACUUCAUGGUGUCUUCCCCGCACAUUGAACACCCACCUAAGAAAGGCUAUGACUUCGACACGGUCAACAAACAGACCUGUCAGACAUAUCAUUUCGGAAAGACCAGCACCUCACACCUCUCCAUCGACGCCUCUCUCACGAAACUCUUCGAGUGCAUGACUCUUGCUUACAGUGGGAAAUUGGUGUCACCAAAAUGGAAGAACUUCAAAGGCCUCAAGCUUUUGUGGAGGGACAAGAUCCGCCUGAAUAAUGCCAUUUGGAGAGCCUGGUACAUGCAGUAUGUGGAGAAGAGGGACAAUCCAGUCUGCCAUUUUGUCACUCCUCUGGAGGGGACCAUGGACUCUGAGGAUCACAGGGGGCCAGAGGCAAUAGCCACAGAGGGGAAGUAUUGGAAAAGAAGAAUUGAAAUAGUCAUCAGGGAAUAUCACAAGUGGAGGACAUAUUUCAAGAAAAGGUUACAGAAGCACAAGGAUGAUGACCUCUCCAGCCUUCUUAAAGGGGCCGAAGAGCAGUUUUCGUUGUUUGGGGAGAUCUUUCCAGACGCCCUCCGUGUCUCCCUUUGCCAGGACGAGGAGGUGGCCGGCCGGCGUGUGGCGCGCAAGAGCCGCGAGUCCCCGGUCCCCAUGGAGAUGGACCCCAUCUUCGACGUGGACGUGCUGAUGUCCGAGUUCUCGGACACGCUCUUCUCCACGCUGGCCUCCCACCAGGCCGUCGCCUGGCCCAAUCCCAGGGAGAUCGCGCAUGCCGGGAAUGCUGACAUGAUCCAGCCGGGCCUCAUCCCCCUGCAGCCCAACCUGGACUUCAUGGACAACUUUGAGCCUUUGCAAGACCUGUUUCACGCCCUCCGUCAGCCAGUGUUUGCCUCAGCCUCCCCCACCGCCUCAUCCAUACCCCCCUCACCUAGCAGCAACUCUCAGACCCAGGCCUCUCUCCUGCUGCCCCUGACGGCCGAUCCCCCAUCCGUCAGCCUGGACCACAGGCUCAUCACCUCUCCUGGCCCAGAACCUGCCCCUGUCCCCGUCCCUGUCCCCGUCGUUCCGGCCGUGGCCAAUCACAGCAGUGGAAGCGCUGCCGUCCCCACCUACGGACAGCACUACUUGCCACAGUACUCGGCGCCCAUGGCCCCAAUGCCCGGCCCCGUGAACGCCAACCCCGCCGCCCUGCCCCCCAUUCAGGCCUCUCCCGCAGUGCCCACUCCCAUGCCCCUCCCCCUGCAGGGUCAGGGACCUGCGGCGCCGCCGACGCUGCCACGGCCGCAGCCCGCUCUAGACCCCUCUCUGCCUCCAACCGUCAUCACGCACACCGCUUCUUCCACGAUCACACCCAGCGAAGCUGCCACCACGUUCAGCCACAGCUCGGGGUUCACCCUUCCCAGGGUGCCUUGCAAACCCGCACCUCAGACCCAGCCUCCUGCUCCGGUUGUUCAGACCUUCGCCCUGCCCAAACCCAUCCAGCCCUCGGGUUCGGGCAAGAAGACCAGGCCUGUUCAGAGGAUCGUGCCUGCAAACACAAUCUCAUCUCCCCACCUUAUCUUAACAGCACCAUUUCCUGGGCACACAAGUGCUGUGAUUGUCACCCCCAGCCCUUUGAAGGCGGAUGUGGUUCCUCCAACCGGUGUUGUCAUUACCUCUUCUAUUGGACGGGCUCCUGGCUUUCACAUCCUACCGCAGACUCAGACAUCCCCUCAGCUGAUCAUCCCAAAGGAGGAGACGGCCUCUUCCUCCAACUGCAAAAAGCAGGUGCCCUCUCCCAGCACUGUACGAGAUGGGCGUUGCUCAGGGCAGGGGUCACCAUGCGGGCCAGAACAGGUUCCCAGCCCUCAGUCGCCUCAUAACAGCUGCACAGGCCUGGCCAAGAACGAUCCCAACCAGAGCCGUAGAGUGAAUCACAUUUCUGCCGAGCAAAAGAGGCGCUUUAACAUCAACAUCGGCUUCAAAACUUUAUGCAGCUUGGUGCCCACACUGAAGUCCCAGUCAAAUUUAAAGCCGAUAAGCAAUGCAGCCACCCUGCAGAAGACGGUGGAGUACAUCGGCAAGCUGCAGCAGGAGAGGCUGCAGAUGCAGGAGGAGACCAAGCGCCUCCGAGAGGAGAUCGAAGAGCUCAACGCCUCUAUCAACUCAUGUCAGGAGCAACUCCCAGCAACAGGAGUCCCUAUAACUCGACAUCGUUUUGACCACAUGCGCGACAAGUUCGACGAGUAUGUGAGGAGCAGGACCCUUCAGAACUGGAAGUUCUGGAUUUUCAGCAUCAUCAUCAAGCCCCUGUUCGAGUCCUUCAAUGGGACAGUGUCCACCACCAGCACCGAAGAGCUGUGUCAGACCACGCUGCUAUGGCUUGACCGCCAUUGUGCUCUGCCCGUCCUGAGGCCCAUGGUUUUGAGCACGCUCCGACAGCUCAGCACCAGCACCUCCAUCCUCACCGACCCCACCCUGCUGCCUGAGGAAGCCACGCAGGCUGUCGCCAGCAUUCACAAGCGAGCGGGUGAUUCCUAGCCCGAAAGAGACGGAGGGCAGGGGUUAAGGAGGAGAGAGGACUGAACAGAGUGAGAAUCGCGCUCUCAUCUUCCCCCACCCCCGACUGGAAGCAGACGCCGCGGUGCACAUUUUGCACAACAAAAUACCUCCAGCAACGCAGGGGUUGCUGUCUCCACGAGCCAUUGCUGCAGUCCCAACCGUGCCUCUGUGCCAUCUUGUGAUGUCUGGGCCUCCUAGAUAACUGGACGCGUCACAGGCCAUCUGUUCAAAUGGCCGGGAUGUCUGUUCAGAACCUCUUGAGGAAGUUGAUUGCCUGGAGCUUUGGAAAAGUUUUAGGGGGUUUUAGAAUUUUCUUUUUUUUUAAUUUCCUGUACAUUAUGAAAAGAAACACCAGGAAAUCUGCAAUCGUAAUAGCUGCCAGAAAGGGAAGGUGGUUACCGGAAUACCCCGGUACCUCCGCAGAUUUUUUUUUUUAUUAUUAUUUUCAGUUUUCUGAUGCUCAUAGGUUAGUAGAAGACAAACCAAAGGGAGAUUUCUGUUUCUGCUGUAUGACUUCCUGCUUGCCACACAGCUUUCUUUCUCACCUCAUCCACAGACCCGUGGACCGCUGCUGGUCUGAGAAACGGCCAUCUGAACUUUGGACCUCACCUGGUGGUCAUGGCAGACCCGUGACAGCUACCCACCUCCGUGGGGUCCUCCCACCACUCAGGGGAUGCCAAUCUGCGCGGAGCUCACAGACCGCCCUAGGAGUGCUGCUUUUCUCGCUGCAGUUUUAAAAAGGCCUUAGAAAAGGGAUCAGCUUGUACCAAAGCCUCCUUAGGCACUGCCCCUUCAACACCACCCCCAAGGGGUAGUAAAAAAAAAUCAGGAAAGUCCAUGUGCACAGUUUUCCCAUUGAUAGAAUCUGUACAUGUUUCUUGGGAAGGGAAGCUCCAGAAAGUGGCACCAAGGGCCAAAUUUACUAAAGGAAAACUUACACUAAUACACAUUGCAAAAUGUAGUGUGUUCAGUAUACUAUAGAGCAUGGCAGAGUCUUGACAGCAGUACGAAAAGGCUGAAAGUUCAUGACAUGAAUAAUGAAUGAAAUGCAAGCAAAUCUGGAGUGCAGUCACACAGGAAUUAAAUGUUGUAGAGAAGGACGGGAUGUUCAUAAGAGCACAAAACAGUUCCCCUGCAGUGACAUUUGCAGAAAGUUGCACUGAAGGUUCAACAUGCAAUAACUGUUACAUGGCUUAGGGUAAAUACAAAGCUAUACCCCAAAACCUU